AUGAAUACUGCCACGGUGGAAGACAAGGUAUUGAAGUUUACGAAAAAAUUCGCAAAGUACAGCGGAAUUUGGCCUGAUCAAAAUAAAUUAGUCAAAUACAUACUGUGGACCAUGACGUACAUUAUCAUCGUACCAUCUCUCGUCGUGCAGGUAGCAAGAAUGGUUCACUUUUUUAACAUAACUGUCAUAACAGAGCAGUUGGGGACCGCAUCCGCGAUGAUUCUGGUGAUAGUGAAACAGGGUAACUAUAUCGUGAACGCUACAAAGUAUAAGGCCCUUUUGACCGGCAUCUACAAGGAUUGGGCGGUCCAACGAUCAAAAGAGGAAGUUGCCAUUUUGUCGACGUACGCUGCGAGGGGAUCAUUUCUUACGUCGUUCUAUCUUGUAAACGCGUUCACUUGCUCCUUCCUCUUCAUAACAGUGCCCUGGACAGCACGAUUAUUAUACACGUUUAGUCCUCAGAACGCUUCCCUACCCAUGUUAAAUGUUAUACCAGGUUACUAUUUCGUUGAGGACGACCGUAAAUAUUAUUAUUACAUUCAGCUACAAAUGAGCAUUGCAGUAAUUACAGUGGUUAUCGUGUUUAUCGGUUGUGACACUAGUUACGUGGUCAUCGUACAGCAUGCUUGCGGACUGCUGUCUGUGGCUGGACAUCGCUUCAAACACGCGAUCAAUGAUCUUUCUAGUAAUAGAAGCAUCUCAGAGGAGAGCAUAAAAAAGGCAUACCAAAGGGUGCGUUUCUCUAUACAGGGGCAUGAACGAGCUAUUACGUAUUUAAAGGAAAUUGAGAGUGCGCACAUUAUUUACCUUUUUAUUUGCAUGUGCUUAAUAACCGUAUGCUUUGGUAUCACGCUGCUAAAGGUCGUGACGAUGGACUACUCUUCGGACUUUUUGAAGUAUAGUAGCUUUUUAAUUGUUCAGAUGAUGCACCUGUCCUACUUAAUGAUUCAAGGACAGUUCGUUAUAAAUGCAUCCGAUGAGGUUUACGAUUCAAUAUACGAAGCAUUAUGGUACAAUUCUAAUUCAAGAACGCAAGCAUUAUACAUACUUGCAUUGCGAAGAAGUCUAUCUUUACCUCGUUUAACUGCUGGCCGCGUGAUAGAAUUGAACAUGCAAACUUUUUCUGAAGUGGUCAAAUUAUCCAUAUCGUAUUACACAGUACUAAAAUCAACAUGA
Eufriesea mexicana is the source of this 1176-nucleotide messenger RNA. Its product is annotated as odorant receptor 13a-like. NCBI's taxonomy places the organism in Eukaryota, Metazoa, Arthropoda, Insecta, Hymenoptera, Apidae. Gene Ontology annotation, cellular component: plasma membrane. The record is from RefSeq and is a predicted model, not a curated record. Gene Ontology annotation, molecular function: olfactory receptor activity; odorant binding. The transcript has 9 exons. Bases 1 to 1176 code for a protein of 391 amino acids. Gene Ontology annotation, biological process: detection of chemical stimulus involved in sensory perception of smell; sensory perception of smell.